Messenger RNA from Spodoptera littoralis (African cotton leafworm), 1308 nucleotides. The record is from the annotation of a GenBank genome assembly. Lineage: Eukaryota; Metazoa; Arthropoda; Insecta; Lepidoptera; Noctuidae.
AUGAGCGAUGUAUCAGAGAAGAGUAGACGCAGCGGUAGCAGCGUGCGGCGGCAGCGCUCCAUCUACCAGGUGCACUACUGCAUGCGGCGCCAGGACGCCGACAUGACGGCCAGGCCACUGCUCAUGCCCACCAGCCCGCUAGAAGUCCAGGCCUACGCGCGCCAGGUGGCCGGACACAGGAAGACCGAGGAUACUAAGUACUUAGGUCUCCUCCAAUGCAACAAUGGCACGAUAAUGAAACCUAUCAUAAAAGAGUCUCAGAAGCGAGAGGUGGACUUCUACGAGCACCUGAAGACUAGCUCAGACGCUGAGCUGCAGGAGCUGCGGGGGCUAGUGGCGAAAUACUUCGGCAACAGAAAGUACACGUACAAUGGGUUCGAGCAGGAUUACAUCAUACUGGAGGACCUAACUGAGAGGAUGCUGGAGCCCUGUAUUAUGGAUGUUAAGAUUGGCAAGAGAACAUGGGACCCGCUGGCCACGGAGGAGAAGAUAAAGAACGAGCAGAGCAAGUACGCGGCAUGCAAGCAGCAGUACGGGUUCUGUAUCCCAGGGUUCCAGGUGUACAGACUCAGUACUGGCAAGCUCUGCAAGUAUAACAAGGACUACGGGAAGCGGCUGCACGGACAUGCUGUUAAAGAAGCAAUCCGCAACUACCUGAACGGUAUAGGAGCGACGUUAUGCCGUGCCUUACUGCUGCAGUUUCUAUCAGAAUUGUGGAAGAUACAGAAAUGGUCGCGUCGGCAGACGGCGGUGCGGCUGUACAGCGCCUCCUUGUUGCUGGUGUACGACGCCGCCAGGCUGAGGGACUGCUGCCAGAGCAAGGAACUCACAGCCCGCGCGGGCUGCCGGCCGGCCACGGUCCCCCGGCGGCGCCACUCCCUGCACAGCGUGGGCUCGGGCUCCAACUUCAGCGGACAGAUCACUUCCAAAGGCCCCGUCUACAAGAAACUACAAUCCGUCCCACUCUCACCUAUGUCUCUGUCUCACUCUAGCUUCUCACCCCCACCGCCCAUCAACUCCCCAUGGUCUGAAGCUCUCGCCAGCUUCAACCACAACCACUCCUUUGAACACAACUACGAGAAUAAACUGUCCAAAAUAAAGAUGAACUACAGAGCCAUGUUGGACCAGUUGUCGUACGACUCUCCUACUCCUAACCCCUGGGGCACCGUCAAGGUCAUUGACUUUGCCCACGCUUUCUUUAAUAGCGAGGAAGAAAAGCAAAUCGAUGAAAAUUUCAGAGAAGGCAUUGAGAACUUUGUUGAAAUAUUCGAAUGUUUUCUGAGAGAAACUGAUGAUCAAGUUCUAUGA